Messenger RNA from Aspergillus calidoustus, 2649 nucleotides. The record is from the annotation of a GenBank genome assembly. NCBI's taxonomy places the organism in Eukaryota, Fungi, Ascomycota, Eurotiomycetes, Eurotiales, Aspergillaceae.
AUGACGGGCAAAUGGGAGAAGAUGCACAAUUAUCUUGAAUUGUGCGCCCAGAAGAACACUGCGGACUUUAACAUAGGUGUUGGCCUGGCUUUGGAUGCCUUUCGUCGGGGCCAACGACAGCAAUUUCGCGAUAUUAUCGACGGCUUGCGGCUCAGUGUCUCCAAGUCCCUUACGACCAAUUCCGUUACCUCUCUGCAAUCUUGUCAUGAUAGCAUACUUAAACUGCACGCUCUAACGGAAAUAGAAUCCGUCGCUUUGGCUGGGGCCGAUGCAUGCAAAAAUCCCGAGGAACGCUCAAGCUUGCGGGAGUCUCUUGAUCGUCGGUUAGAUGUACUUGGAGGAUACAUAUCCGACAAACAGUAUCUGCUUGGUCUCAGAAGAGCCGCCAUGGAGCUGACGGGAAAUUUCGCAGAUUCCGACAUAGCUGCUGCUUGGUUGAUGAGUGCCCGUUUGGCACGGAGAGGUAACUUUGGCAACCAGGCAUAUCAGUCAAUGCUCAACGCCGCUCAUCUCAAAGACCGAUCUGCGACAAUUGAACAUGCCCGAUUACUCUGGAAGGAUGGCUACCAUCGAAAAGCAAUACAGAUACUAGAGGGUGCAAUUGCUGCCAAUGAGUUCGCGUCAACUGCGCCCAGCUCGGGUAAUCCAGCCUCACCAACGUUUAUCUCAACUCACGAGAAACAACAAAACCUAUUGGCUGCUAGGGCGCAUCUACUGCUAGCGAAAUGGACCGAUCGAGCAGGACAGACUCAGUCUGACAUUAUCGUGCAAAGAUAUCGAGAGGCCAUCAAACUCCAGGCUAGAUGGGAGAAGGCGCACUACUAUCUCGGGAAGCACUACAACAAGAUCUUGGACUCCGAGAAGUCGAAACCACUGGGCAAGGAAGCACAGAUCUACUUGAGCGGCGAGGCAUCUAAGCUUGUCAUCGACAACUACCUUCGGUCAUUAGCGCACGGAAACAAAUACGUUUUCCAAUCUUUACCCAAAGUGUUGACUUUGUGGUUGGAGCAUGCCUCGGCAGUCGAACAGCCAUUUGACCCUAAGAGAGGAGAUAACGAAGAAUUUCAAGCACAUACCUUGAACCAACGGAAGAAGAGCCUUGAUGACAUGCAUUCGCAGCUGAGGAAAUAUGUCAGUAGAAUGCCGGCAGCUCUGCUUUUCACUAUUCUACCGCAGGUUGUCGCGCGGAUAUGCCAUCCCAAUCCGACGGUUUACAACUUGUUGACGAAAAUAGUGGCCAAGGCAGUGAACGCUUUCCCUCAGCAGGGACUAUGGACGGUCCUUGCUGUGGUCAAGUCCUCAUCCAAAGACCGGGCCUCGAGGGGUUUCACCUGCCUUCAGAAAAUCACAGAUAUGAGCAAAAAAUUAAAGACCGAAAUCGCCCAUGACAUCCGUGGGAUGAUCAACCAAGGCCAGAAGUUUUCGGACGAGCUGCUGAGGCUAUGUGUGGCAAAGAUUGAGAACAAGGUUUCCCGGAUUCACCUAGCUCGAAACCUCAACUUCAAUCACAAAGUAGCACCCUGCCGUCUUGUUGUUCCAUUCCAAGCAAUGCUUACGCCGACUUUGCCCGCUAGCCAUGAUUCUGAAUACCUCAAAGGCUUCAGGGCUUUCCCUCGAGAUACUACGACCAUUGAAGCGAUCCUUGACGAUGCGCAAAUCCUGAACUCGCUUCAGAAACCCCGAAAGAUUAGCAUCCGAGGGUCCGAUGGCAAGAUCUACAACAUCCUUUGCAAGCCAAAAGAUGACUUGCGCAAGGACCAGCGGCUCAUGGAGUUCAAUAACAUGAUCAACAGAUUUCUAAAGAAGGACGUGGAGUCUAGCAAGCGGAGAUUGUAUAUCAAAACAUAUGCGGUCACCCCAUUGAAUGAAGAGUGUGGACUUAUCGAGUGGGUGGACAAUCUUAGGACAUUACGUGAACUUGUCACCAAGUCGCUAAAGGAGAGAGGGAUAUCGCCCAACUACGAGGAAAUACGCAAAUAUCUCACGGACGCCUGUUCGGAUCCAUCCAAGGUCUCAAUCUUCACAGACAAUUUGUUGGUAAUGUUCCCUCCUGUCCUUCACGAAUGGUUUGUAGAAAUGUUCCCCGAGACAGGCGCAUGGUUCGCGGCGAGGCUUCGGUAUACUCGGUCGUGUGCUGUCAUGUCAAUGGUAGGAUACGUAUUGGGGCUGGGUGACCGGCACGGUGAAAAUAUACUCUUCGAGGAGGGCACGGGUGGUAUUCUACAUGUCGAUUUCAACUGCCUGUUCGACAAAGGCUUGACGUUCGAGAAGCCCGAGUUAGUGCCAUUCCGGCUCACCCAAAAUAUGGUCGAUGCCUUUGGCGCAUACGGAUAUAAUGGACCAUUUCGAAAAACGUGUGAAUUAAGCCUAGAUCUCCUGAGGCAGAAUGAAGAUGCACUGAUGACAAUCCUGGAGACAUUCUUGCAUGACCCGACGACUGACUUCAUCGGCAAAAAGCGUCGAGUUCACGCAAGUGUUCCCGACACACCAGCUGGGGUUCUGGAAAACACCCGCAACAAACUCCGCGGCCUUCUCCCUGGGGAAUCGGUCCCACUAUCUGUGGAUGGUCACGUCGACGAGCUCAUCAUCCAGGCAACUGAUAUUCGAAACCUCGCGGCGAUGUACAUUGGCUGGUGCGCUUUCUUUUAG